AUGACAAAGGCCAAAAAAGGUACCUUCUUUGGUUGCAUAUUUUCACUAACAAUAACCAUAAUUCUACUUGUGAUUUUCCUCAAACACUCAAACCCUACUUGUUCCAUUGAAGAAUUUGAUGUUUAUACACUCAAAACUACCAAAAUUUCUUCUUCCUUAAACCACAAUGACACAAUCCAUUAUGACCUAAAACUUAAAAACCCUAAUAUAAACAAUGGAAUAUAUUUUGAUACCCUUAAUCUUACCUUCUAUUACGAAGUUGAUAAUAUCAAAAACAUUCCCAUUGGAAAAGCCAUGUUUAGCCCUUUCUAUCUAGGACAUAAAGAGGUUGCUCGUCGCGUCGGAAACAUAUUACCUAAAGUCGUUAAAUGGAAUCAUGUUAAGCCACCAUUGAUGUUUAGGGUGGAGCUUGUAACAAUGGUGAGGUAUAAGAGCUCAAUUUGGAAGAAGAAAUCACAUCUUGUUGUAGGAGCUAACUUGGAGGUUGAUGAUCAUGGAAGUUUAGUGAACGGGAAACAUAAUAAAGGGGUUGUACUUAAGUCUAAAGGUACAAGGAAUAGUAAUGGCCAAUUUGGGUGUGUGUGUAUGUUGUUGGGUAUUUUGGUGUUUAUUUGGUAG
Messenger RNA from Amaranthus tricolor (Joseph's coat), 618 nucleotides. Its product is annotated as protein NDR1-like. The record is from RefSeq and is a predicted model, not a curated record. Bases 1 to 618 code for a protein of 205 amino acids. Lineage: Eukaryota; Viridiplantae; Streptophyta; Magnoliopsida; Caryophyllales; Amaranthaceae. Gene Ontology annotation, biological process: defense response to other organism. The transcript has a single exon.